Diuraphis noxia (Russian wheat aphid) is the source of this 2212-nucleotide messenger RNA. RefSeq lists its product as uncharacterized. Gene Ontology annotation, biological process: poly(A)+ mRNA export from nucleus. NCBI's taxonomy places the organism in Eukaryota, Metazoa, Arthropoda, Insecta, Hemiptera, Aphididae. Gene Ontology annotation, molecular function: phospholipid binding; translation initiation factor binding; inositol hexakisphosphate binding. The record is from RefSeq and is a predicted model, not a curated record. Gene Ontology annotation, cellular component: nuclear pore cytoplasmic filaments; nuclear pore; cytoplasm.
UGUAGUUUGUUCUACAUCUAAAUUAAAUUUAUCAAAUCAUUCUAAUAAAUAAUUUUAAAUACAUUUUUAGUUAAAUGUAAGUGUGUUAACUGUUAAGUACUUAUUUUGAUGUUAUUUUAGAUAGUUUCAUACUUAUAAGUUGUAAUGCAGUAUAAUACAACGUUUUCAAAUAUGCAUCAAGAGAAUUUUUCUACUCGAAACCAAGUAAAUGAAAACAAUUUUUCUCUUUUUGACAGAAACUUGAAAAGAAUUAAUAAAAAUCUUAUAGAAGUUAAUGAGUAUUACUCCUCUAAAAAUGAUUAUUCAGAUUCAGUUAUAAAUCAUUCUCUUGUCACAAGUAGCAAACAAUUUAAUGAACCACUGGAUGUAAAUAUUGAUGAAUCUUUACAUUUUUAUGACGAAUUUAAGAAGAUUAAAACAAAUGAAUUUGAAAUAAGUAGAAAAAUAGAUUUACGGAAUAUAUUAAACAAAAAAUUUGAUACUUUGGAACAGACAAAAAGAGAAUCUUCUAAAAUACCAAAAAAUGUUGAUGAAGAUUCUAAGUGUACCAUUCGUAAGAGACUCACUAUUGACAGAAGUUAUAAUAUUAAACAGCUUAAUUGCAAUAAUGAUMAAUUUCAAACUAGAUUACAUGAAGAACAAAAUACAUUAGAUAAAAAAAAUAUAAGUAUGAAGUUUUACUCCUCUCUCAAUAGUGCAUUCAGUUUAUUAUCAGGCAUAAAAAAAUUAUUAAAUGAAACUCAUAUUAUGACGCCACAAUUACUUAGUAGUUAUGGACACAACUGUAUGCUUCUUGAAACAGCUUUAAAUGAAUUAAAAAAUAAGUCUUCAAAUAUUAAUGAACAAGAUAUCUCGAUUAUCAACCAACAUCAACAAACUAUUCAAAUAUUUUAUGAUCAGUUACUGAAGAUACAAGUUGAACAUGUUUCAUUCAAAAUUGAUGGCCAUAAAAAUGAAGAGAAUGAUAUACCAACUGAAAAUAUACUUAAAAACAAUGAGAAUAAUAAUUACCACGAUCAGAUAUUAAAAAAUAAAUCUGAAGAAAUUAAAAAUGAAAUAAACAAUUUUUCUUUUGUUAAAAAUGAAAAUCCUGUAGUUAAAUCAGACGAAUUUUUCACAUUUAAGUUUAACACAGAUAAAAAAGUUGACUGUAAUAUUUCAGAUUUUUCUUUUAAAACUAAUAAACAUUYAAAACAUGAAGCUAUUCAGAAAGAUUUAUCUUAUAAUUUUGAAGAUGAAUAUAAACAAUUUUUAGAAAAUCAUCUAAUUAUUCAGAAAUAUUUACAAGAAAUUGAAAAUAGUUAUUUUUCUUUUCUCUGUAAUGAUAACCUAAAAUCUUUAAGACAAGAAUUAGUCAAAGCUAUUAAUACACCAGUUAAUAGUAUAUCUUCAGUAUCUUCAUGGCAUAUGAGAGACAAAUUUGAGAAACUUGAUGCAUUACUAAAGUGUAAAACAGUGAAAACUGGUAAUUCUACUGUAACAGCAAGUAGUCAUCAAGAUGCAUUAAUAUUUUGUAAAGAUACAUUGGCUAAAAAAAUAAUAAAUAUCGGUGAGCAAGUGGCUAGUGUUAAGACAGAAACUGCUUUUGAAGUUGCAUCARUUGUUACAGAACUUUGGAAAAUUCAUCCAGACUUUGGUAUUUUGCUGUACGCUAGAUUWAAACAAAAAUGUCCAUGUCUUAUCCCAUACAAUGCUGAAAAAACAAAUGAAGAAACUGAUGAGGAAUAUUAUAAAUCAUUAUGUUAUAACUAUACAAAUGGAGUUGUAGAAAAACAGGAUAAGUAUGUAAAAAGAAUGACUGGUAUUAUAAGAUUAUUUGCAGCAAUCAUAGUAACUGAAUCUAAGAGCGGUAAAGCAUUAAGUAUUGGACAAGCCUGGAUGCUGAUUGCAGCAACUGUAAAUUUAAUUCCUCAAUUAGAUGUAACAGCCAUUUUUUUACAUGAAAUACUGAUGAUAACUGGUUAUAGUCUUAAACAAACUUAUGGAAGACAAUUUAUCAAAAUGUUGGAAUACAUAAAUACCAAUUAUAUGAAAAAGAUUGAAGAAGUAACACCAAUUGGUUGUGGAGGUCCAGUACAAAGGCUAAAAUCAUUUAUCAGUAAAGUUAUUCAAGUYGGUUAUAUUGAAAAACCUAAAGGUAUAAUACCUCAUAGUUUUUGGUAAAUAAAAAUUGACCAUGUAUGGUUUUUAUUUUGUAUAACCAUAUUUUAAA